This is a messenger RNA of Nematocida minor, 252 nucleotides long. RefSeq names its product diphthamide biosynthesis protein 3. Lineage: Eukaryota; Fungi; Microsporidia. The coding region runs from base 1 to 252 and encodes 83 amino acids. The transcript has a single exon. Gene Ontology annotation, biological process: protein histidyl modification to diphthamide. Gene Ontology annotation, molecular function: metal ion binding. The record is from RefSeq and is a predicted model, not a curated record.
AUGUCGAGCGCACUCAGCGAAAACUACGACGAAGUAGACAUUGACGUAAUGGAGUACGACGCAGCAACAGGAGUAUUUACAUACCCGUGCCCCUGCGGAGACAGGUUUGAAAUAAGUUUAGAAGAGCUGUGCAAUGGGGAAGAAAUAGCUUACUGUCCUUCGUGCUCAUUGGUGGUAAAAGUCAACUAUUUGCCAAAUGAUCUGGAAAAGAUACCCAUGGCAGCCCAGAAGAAAGCAGUUAAGCUGAACUAA